Messenger RNA from Verticillium nonalfalfae, 1089 nucleotides. RefSeq lists its product as uncharacterized. The record is from RefSeq and is a predicted model, not a curated record. Bases 1 to 1089 code for a protein of 362 amino acids. Lineage: Eukaryota; Fungi; Ascomycota; Sordariomycetes; Glomerellales; Plectosphaerellaceae. The transcript is spliced from 2 exons. Gene Ontology annotation, molecular function: NAD binding.
AUGGCUCAAGGAAGCACGCCCCAUAGGGUUGCCGUCCUCGACGACUAUCAGGGCCUGUCAGUGUCUCAUUUCGAUGCUCUCGACAAGGCUGUCUUCGAUGUGACGGUGUUCAGGGACACUUUGUUGCCGUGGAACCACCCGGAUACGCCCCAGCAUGUGAAGGAGGCGCUUGUCCACCGGUUGGAGCCGUUCCAUGUUAUCUGCACCAUGAGGGAGCGUACUCCCUUUCCUAAAGACCUCAUCGCUCGUCUCCCCAAUCUCAAGCUGCUCCUGACCACUGGUCUGCGCAACAGCUCGCUCGAUCUCGGCUUCUUCAAGGAACAGUCAAUACCCGUUGCUGGCACGGCUGACAAGUCGACCGGCACGCAGGUUGGUACCAACAGCACCACCGAACACUGCGUCACCCUCGUGCUGGCGCUCGCCCGCGGCAUCGCCCGCGAUGAUGCUGCCGUCAAGGCUGGCCUCUGGCAGACUGGCUUUGCCACGGGUCUUACGGGCAAGACCUUUGCCGUGGCCGGGCUCGGUCGUCUGGGUGUAGCGACUGCCAAAAUCUUGCGCAUGGCUUUCGGCAUGAGGAUCAUCGCCUGGAGCCAAAACCUCACUCAGGAGAUUGCCGACGAGAAGGCCAAGUCGGCAGGGUUCCCGGUCGAGGACCCCAGCGGCGAAAAGACAUUCAAGGUCGUCAGUCGUGCGGAGCUCUUCAGCGAAGCCGACGUCCUGAGCGUGCAUCUCGUCUUGUCGGAUCGUACCCGUGAUCUGAUCAAGGUGGAUGACCUGAAUCGCAUGAAAAAGAAUGCGCUCCUCAUCAACACAUCGCGCGGACCCCUUAUUCACGAGGGUGACCUUUUGGCCAUUCUGAACAAGGGGUCUAUUCAGGGGGCAGCACUUGACGUCUAUGGAAUCGAGCCUCUGCCUGCUGAUAGCGAAUGGCGCACAACUAAGUGGGGUGAGGAUGGACGCAGCCAAGUCCUUCUGACGCCUCACAUGGGAUACGUCGAGCCAGGCACCUUGAACGCUUGGUACGGCCAGCAGGUCGACAACGUCAAGAGAUGGCACGAAGGUGACGUUCUCGUGAACCCACUGGCGUGA